AGUUCAUCUCAGGUGAUCGCAUCGACCAGAUCGACCUCAAAAAAAAUAAUCCGAUCACUUUCGAUCUCGAGCGCGGCGUGAUAUACAGGGCGUUGCGAACGGCGAUGGUAUAAUUCAUAGCAGGCGGUGACUUUUUUCCGAAACCAUGCGAACCGUCGUCGUUUUUUUGGCAGUGAUGGCUGCCGUUUGGGCCAAAGAAUGCCCCGCGAACAAAUCGAAUUCGAAAUUGUUUUGCUAUUUCAGCAAGUUGACGGAUAUUGACGGGUGUCGAUGUUCGUAUGUUAUUUUGCCUGCCGACGCGGAUGUCAAGUCAGUGGAGCGCGUGAGGGAGGUUUAUGAAGGGGUGAAGGUGUUGGUUACUGUCAACGAGUUCAACCAGGGUCUCAUCGAUAUCUUGAAAACCAGCAAAGUCGAUGGUUUGGAAAUCGAUCUGAAGAAACUGGACUCCAAGAACGACAUAUCCGAUUUCAUUUCGACCGUCAGGAGCAAACUCGGCUCCGACCUGUACUUGGCUCUGUCGGUGCCCGCCAGGGCCGAAACGUUGGCCAAGUACUACGACUUCAAAGGGCUCAGCAAGCAUGCCGACGUCUUCAUUCUACAGACGGCUUUCCUGGGUGCCUCGAAAAACGUCACUUUUCAUCCAAGUAGGCUGUCGGGACUUUGGGACACACAAAAUACGGAUUCCAUGGUAGACCUAGUGAGCGGUCUGGGCGCACCCUUAUCGAAGGUGGUGAUCUCAGCCCCCGUCCAGGCGUUCCACUUUACUCUUCAGAACGCGGAGUAUUCAGCGCCGGGCAGUCCCGCCCUGGAACUGAAGACCAUCACCAGGAGCGAGCUGUGCAAGGAGAUGAAGACUGGCUCCAACUGGACUCUGGAGAGGGAUCAGGAUCAGGCUGGUCCAUACAUAUUCCGUGGUAAGAACUGGAUCGCCUUCGAAGACUCCUCGAGCAUAGACGUGAAGGCAAAAUACUCGCGCGUGCGCGGCUUGGCCGGUCUGGCGCUGAAGGACGUUUCACAAGAUGGCGGCGACGAGUGCGGCGCGAGCGUGCUGGAGGCGGCGCACGACGGCCUGUCGAGGCAAGCGAGGGCGCCGAGGGGGGCGGUUUUGCACUCGCUGGAGAGGGAGUUGCAGGGGGCGGCAUCGUCAGGAGGGUUGGAGGGGGUCAGGCUGUCACCGUACAGGAUUUCGAGGGUGGUGGAUGUGGAGGGGCGGAUGCAUGUCGUGAGGCAGGACACCCGAACCGAAUUCUCGUGCUCCAGACAGGGCUUUUUCGCGCACCCUCGCUCCUGCAACCGUUUCUAUCGGUGCGUGCUAUUUGACCAAUCCAGCGACGAGUUCAGCGUCUUCGAAUUCGACUGUCCUGCAGGCUUGGCCUUUGACGAGCGCGUCGAAGUGUGCGUAUGGCCCGGCAGCCUGCCCGAGGGAAAGCCAUGCGCGGGCAGCAGCGAGAUAGCGCCCGUGCCUCGAUCGAGAUUCGUCUGCCCACACGAACCUGGCUACUACGCAGACCCUGAAAACUGCCGCUGGUUCUUCGCCUGCAUGGACCACGGAGAUGCUUCCCCUUCCGCCUACGAGUUCAGAUGCCCCUACGGUCUAGUAUUCGAUUCCGAUCGGCUGAUGUGCGAAUGGCCUUGGCUAGUACCUAGGUGUGCUAGUGGAAGCGGCCUUGGGAUCAACUUGGGACAAGAAUACGCUUAUGGUGGUACCGGCUACUCCUCAGCUAGUGCUCUGGACCAUUACAGUGGACUUGGUAGUCUCGGGGUAGUCAGACUUGGAGGACUCACUGGUGAAAUACAGCAACCAGUUAUUUACAGUAACGUUGGAGGUGGGGGUUAUCCUUCUGCUACGAUUGGUGGAUUGGGCAUCAAGGCUACCCAGUCUCUACAUAACGCUGGAUUGUUGAGGGGAACAGGCAUAUACGACAAUAAUAUCCAAUACUCUUCUGAUGCAGCACGUUCAAACUCAGCAGCGCACUACCUAGAUGCUUCGGCUCUCAAUCAACAAACUAUCGGAUCCUUGGGAUCCUCUCAACAUGGUGCUGGCUCUGGGAGCUACAGUUAUGCAUCGAAUUCUGGGCAGGGUGCUUCAUCUUUGAAUCAACAAUUGAUUGGAUCCAUUGGAUCUUCGGGAUCAUCUGAGCACGGUUCUGGAUCUGGAAGCUAUGCAUCGAAUUAUGGGCAGGAUGCUUCAUCUUUGAAUCAACAAUUGAUUGGAUCUAUUGGAUCUUCGGGAUCAUCUGAGCAUGGUUCUGGAUCUGGAAGCUACAGUUAUGCAUCGACUUCUGGGCAGGGUGCUUCGUCUUUGAAUCAACAAUUGAUUGGAUCUUCGGGAUCAUCUGAGCAUGGUUCUGGAUCUGGAAGCUACAGUUAUGCAUCGAAUUAUGGGCAGGAUGCUUCAUCAUUGAAUCAACAAUUGGGUUCAAGCGGUUCUGGAUCUUCUCAGUUUGACGGUUCUGUUGGUGGUGGCCAUAUUUCUGAUACGAUUCUGCGACUAGGAGAUGGAAAUUCGUUUGGGGUGAAAACAAUACAAAAUCUCCUGGAUAACAACAAGGGGUCUCAGAGCGUGAGUGGUGUUGCAAGCUCUGGAUCAUCUGAUUAUCAAGGAACUAGGAAUGGUGAAUCUGGAAGUUACAUUGAACAUUCUAACUUGGGAUUUGAUGCUUCGGAUUCAUUUGGUUUGAGAAACUCACAAGAUGUGUUGAAUAGUAAUAAUGAAGGUGGUUCUUAUAAUGGAGUUGGAUCAUCUCAAUAUGAAGGUUCCAGUAUUGGAGGAUCUAGAAUAAGUACCAUUGCAAAUUCAAACUUGGGAUUGUAUGCUUCGAGUUCUUUAGACUCGAGAACCACCCAGCAACUUUUGAAUAACAACAAUGAUGGAUCUUAUAAAGGAGUUGUACAUUCAGGAUCUUCUCAGUAUCAAGGCUCUAAUGGUAGAGGAUCUGGAAGUUACGUUGUAAAUUCAAACUUAGGACUUGAUGCUUACAACUUAUUGGGCACAAAUAAUAAUGACAAUGAAGGUUCUCACAAUGGGUUUUCAAACUACGAAUCAUCUCAGUAUCGAGGUUCCAGUAAUGGUGAAUCUGGAUCUUACAAUGGAGUUGAACACUCAGAAUCUUCUCAGUAUCAAGGCUCUAAUGGUAGAGGACCUGGAAGUCACAUUGUAAAUUCAAACUUGGGUCUUGAUGCUUCCAAUUUAUUGGUCACAAAUACCAACCAGCAGCUGUUGAAUAAAAAUAAUGACGGUUCCUACAAUGGGUUCUCGAACUUCGAAUCAUCCCGGUAUCAAGGCUCCAGUAAUGGUGAAUCUGGAACCUAUACUUCAAAUCAAAACUUGGGACUAGAUACAUCAAGUUUAUUAGACACCACUCAGCAUCACCUGAAUAGUGGAAAUCAAGGUUCGUACCAAGGAGGCAGCAGUUCAUAUAGUAAUUCGAUCAUAAGACAUGAUGGAGCUACUGCUUUUGAUGCAGGAACCUCGAGGGACAACUUGAACAUUAAAUCUGGUGUAUAUAAUUCUCUCAAUGCUGAAGUUGGUAGUGGUAUUGACGGUCAAGCAGGUCUGAAUACAAAUAACUUGAGGACGUAUUAUGCACAAGAUCAAGUCUCAGGUGGAGGAAAUCAACAAGUUUUGUUUUCUGAAAAUGAUCAUAUACUUGCCAAUCAAGGACUGGAUUCCACUGCUUUUGGAGGAAAAGAUUUUAGUCAACUGAAUUUCGAGAGUAAAUCUUUGGGUAACAUUGAUCUCCAUAGCAACCAUAUCCAGCAAGAAAAUGAUGCCUCACAUUAUCAGCACGGUGUCUCUGGAAAUAUCAAUAUAGUUGGUGGAGGUUACUCAGCUGUUGAAAAAUCGCACGUCCAAGUCAAUCAUAAUGGUGAGAAUAAUCUUGGUCUGGUUCAAACUACUGUGGCACCAGUAUCUAUCUCGACUUACCAUUCAGUGCCUACUCUCACUUCAGUUCCAGUAUCUAUUUCCACAUAUUCUCCAGUUCCGACAGUUACUGCAGUACCUGUACCAACGCUGAGUACCCCUACAGCAUUCGAGCAAUACAAUGGUGGUGUGAUAGCUAAUAUCCCACAGUUGCAGUACCAAGUUGGAAGAUCUGGGGUCUCUAAUAUCUCUUCUACCUUUGGCAACUUCUUUUCUAGCACACCAUCCAGUGUUUUCCUGUACAAUGAUCGUCAGAGAAAGUAUGGAGCAACAUCGAGUGGAGCUAAGAGUUACAACUACCAAUCCCACAUUCCUCAUGGAGUUGCUGGAAGUUUGGAGGUACAAGGCGUAUCUAGUACUCUCAGACCUGAAGUAGAUGUGUCACGAUCUGGAGGUUAUAUCUACAAUAAACCGAGCAUAGCUUUCGAAGAAACUCCCAAAAUCAAUACAUAUACACCCUCUUCAACAGUAACACCUAUCCAAUACUUGCAGCCACAAGUAUCUGUCCACUCAGUUACAUCAAAUUCCAACUCGAAUUACAAUGCCGAACAUAGAGAUACUGCAUUCCAGGGAUAUAGUUACGAAAAACCCUCAGUGACUUUCGAAGAGAAUCCUCUACCAAGAGUGACAACAUCAGCACCAAUCAUCACAGUGCAGCCUCAGGUACUAGUUUCUUCAACUGUGGCUCCUGUGGUACCUCUUCAACCAAUAACUCAUACAUAUAACCAGAACAUUCAAACUGGCGGCUAUCAAUAUCCUAAGCCAUCCAUAGCGUUUGUGGAACGUCCUUCGCAACCUGUUAUCAUAUCAAGAUUCAGCAUCAAAAAACCUGUUAUUCAAGAAACUUAUGCAAGGCCAACAGUUGCCGUGAAUACAUAUAGACAGGAAGUCGGAGAAGGCUAUCGCUAUGAAAAACCUUCUAUAUCAUUCGAAGAAAGACCAGUGAUUCAAUCUACAAUCCGACCAGUAGUACUGGAUUACCAGCAACCUAUAGGGAAAACUAGCUGGUCUUUUAAAGACGUCGUGCAGGCAGUCCAACCAGUCUCAACAUAUUUGCCAGUCACUGAAAGAUCUCAUGUAGUACAACAAACUAUCAAGCCUGUAGUAUCUACUUACUUACCGGCUACUGAGAGGCAAAUCUCAGUUCAACCAGCACGUCCAGCCAUUGUCUCUAGUUAUUUCCAUCAGGAACCAGCUGUGAGCAGUUACACUUUCAAAGAUGUUCUAACUCAGACCACUGCUAGACCUUUACAGCGAACUUACAGUUAUUCUACAAGUCCCCAACCGAUAGUAAUUCAGUCUACUAUCAGGCCUGCUGUCAAUUACCUUCCUGCAACAGAGAGACCUACUUUUGUUCAUAAGCAUGUCCUGGUUGAUAGACCAGUGUCCACUUACUCACCAGUUACUGAGAGACCAGUUGUCGUUCCCAGCUAUAACUAUAUUGCUUCAACUACAACAAAACCAGUUGUCGCCUAUACAUAUACCAGCCCUACACCUGCGCCAUAUGUACCUCAAAUCAUUUCUACAACACCAGCUCCCCAAAUUUCUGUACAGAGGCAGAAAAACGUAGAGUUCAGGGGCUAUAAUUAUCCUAGACCUUCAGUGUCUUUCGUCGAAGAACCAGUACCCUCAGUGGUAACGCAGGAGGUAAGACAGCCAAUAGAAGAAGUCCCAUUUGUCAAGAAAACUGCCUAUGUAACAGGAAACACCAAUGUGGUUAAUCCGAUCGUGAUAGAAAACUACCAAGCUGCUAAUUAUGAAAAGGUUAAAUCGAAAUUGUUCGGACAGUCAGUUGAUUCAAGUUCCAACAUAAACUUCGGUAUUUACGAAACUGUCAGUAGUACACCUGCCCCUGUACAACAGGUCUAUAUACAAUCUACUCCUCGACCAACAUACUCAUCGACUUUAGCUUCAGUAUUAGCUGCUAAAUCAGAGUCUGGUUCGGCAGAAUCUGACUUCCAAUACUACGAGAGUAGAUAUUCUUCUACACCCCGAACUGUUACUGAGGGAUACCUGUAUCCCAAGCCAACUGUUGUAUUUGAAGAGAAACCAGCUGCUCCGAGCAAAGAAUACCUUCCAGUGACUACCAGUAGACCCAUAGUGAGAUAUUCCUUCAGUUCUUUGGAUGACGAUUACCAAUAUGUUUCGACUGAAUCCACUACCGCUGUGCCGAGAGAAUACCUACCUGUGAGAAGCAGAGUGAGAGUGACCUCUCCUGUACCAACUUACGUAGUACCUGUCUCGACUGAAACCAGUACGCUUGCUCGGGAAUACCUACCAGUACGGUCUAGAGUGAGAGUAACUACACCUGAGCCCAGCUAUGUAGUACCUACAGUAACCAUUCCCUCUAGAGAAUAUCUUCCAGGAAGGUCGAGAGCGAGAAUAACCACUGCCAUACCAAAUAGAGAGUAUUUACCAGUGAAUUCCAGAAUAAGAGUUACAACAGACGGUGUGGAUUCUGAAAGUUUGGAGGUUUCUUCCAGGAGACCUGUCAAAGUGAUCAAGGUGGUAAGACCCAGAACGAAAACCAUCAUCAAACAAAACGACAUGCAUCCUAUUCUAUCAGCUAAGCUCGGAGCCCAAUGUACAUGUGUCUCAAAUACAGUUAACCUGAGGAAAAAACAAAGAAUAAUAGUAGUUGAAGAUGAUGAUGACGAGGAUGACGGUUAUGUAGUGAGCAAUGAAGAUCAAAGCGGUACUGUCAUAGAGAACUACGAGUACGAGCCACAAAGGGUUGUAGAUAUAACCCCCACGCCUGAAAUAUACGUACAGAGCACCACGAAUGGUAUCGUAGUACCCUCACCUAGCUACCCUGCCAACAGAAGAGUGAGGGUGAGGCCGUCGACCACUGUGGCUUACGAGUUGGAGGAAGACGAUGGUCCUUCUGAUAGACAGAUAGCAAAGGCUGUCCGGACCGGUUUGAAAUUGGUGAAACAGGCUGCCAAGGAAGGUGCCAAGGAAGGAGCUGAAGAAGCAAUUGCCAACUACAGCCCGAGAACUGGCAGCUCUAGAGAGGGCAUCGAAUGUCAAAGAGCUGGUCUUUUCAGGCAUCCCAAUCAAUGCAACAAGUUCUACUCUUGCAAGUGGGACUGCAAGAAGAAUAGGUUCACUCUCCACGUGUUCAACUGCCCUGUUCAUUUGACUUUCGAUAAUAAUCUUGGAGCUUGUAACUGGCCAAGCCAAGGUCCGGCUUGUAUGGAUGAUACUUUGCUUCCCAACGAAUAAAUACCUAUCGUAGUAAUAAGUGUGGUAGGUUUAGGGAAUAAUUUAUUGAUACCUGCAUUUUUCAUUUGCCAUUUAUUUAUUCCAUUUUAAUGUCAGUGUUUUUGUUUUGUUUCCAGCGUUAAAUAGUGUCAAACGUCUUCGAUAAAGGUUGUAUAUUUUUUUAUCUGUAAUAUAACAUAUUGUAUAGAAUAUUUAUAGAAUUAGAUUAGAUAUUAAAUUCAUCGUG
This is a messenger RNA of Phaedon cochleariae (mustard beetle), 7376 nucleotides long. The record is from the annotation of a GenBank genome assembly. NCBI's taxonomy places the organism in Eukaryota, Metazoa, Arthropoda, Insecta, Coleoptera, Chrysomelidae.